AUGAACUUUCAAAACCUGAACUUCGACUACGUGGAGCCACCUCACGACGCAGAACAUGCUUCACUCGAUCAAGCAUCACUCUCGCCUCAACCAACCGCCACCCCCCACACUUUGAGCUCGUCUUCAUCCGAUCCUUCUCACUCCUCUUCAGAGAUAUACGGCCCUGAGCGGCUCUACGGACGUCCUCUGGUUCCUCCCACUAUGGCGAACCAAACCGAUCAGCCCUCGCGGCCAUGGCCACAACCACAGUACACUCCAGAACAGUUGCGCGUCAUUGCCGAGGCACAACGUCGCCGCUCGGUUCCUGUCGUGCCAAUGGCUGGCAGGCCCGCUGAAGUAUUUCGCGAUCAGCUGGCACUCGAGGCCGCUCGCGUCACCCCAGGAGUCGACGACACUCCUUACAUACAGUAUGCCCUGGAAGCCAUGACGCGGGAGCAACAAGGGCAGUCGGACCCGUCGUCUAUGAGCUCCGAGGGCCAGCGACUCGUUCCUGACCAUGGCCUGGGAUACUACCAGCAUCAGAAUGCCCCGGUCACGCCGCAGCCCGCCUCUUCUCGCCCCGAAAACUUGACAGGGCCUAAUGAGGAACAGAGCGCGCCACUUCUUGCGGCUCCUGACCUCACGCCAGCUUCUCAGCGCUCCUCAAUGUCGACUUUGGUGAGGGGCACUAACACGGGCACUGCAGCUCCACCAGUCCAGCCAACAGAAGCAUGGCGGCCGAUUGAGCCCGAGCUCAUGACAGACGGCCGAGAGAGAAUCAACCCCAGACUGGUCUUCAAGCCCAAGAUUCUACGGCCCGCGUCUUUGAUAACGUUAAUGAUCCUGUGUAUCAUGAUGAUCGCGGCUCUUGUCUUCUGCGCAAUCUACUCCGUGAGAUGGGCUGGGCUCUGGGAAUAUUCUGGCUCAAUUUACAACGGCAAAUAUUUCUUAUUCCGGGUCUUUCCAGCAAUUCUAGGCGCCGUCAUCCUUUUCUAUGCCCAAUGCAUCGUCACCACCAUGAUUCGCAUGCGUCCAUAUGCGAGAUUAGCUUCGCCAGAGAAGAAGGGACGCCACAAUGCCAUUUUCGACGAGCUCUACCCCACUUCGUUUCUGCGUCCGCAGUUGGUGGGAACAUGGGAUACAUGGUUGCCAAUGCUUAUUACCUGGGUCAUGAACAUCACGCUGCCACUACAGAGCUGCCUGUUCACUGUCAUCUAUGUGGACGGGCAUUGGAGGUGGGCCACGGUUCAGGGGGUUGCCUGGACGCUGGUGGCACUGUACAUACUGCUGGCUGCAGCUAUUGGCAUCGAGCUGGGUUAUUGGCUGAAGGCCAAGACUGGCGUGAUGUGGGAUCCGAGAUCGAUCGCAGACGUCAUCGCCAUUGUCUCUCACAGCGAUACCUUGGCGGAGUACAAGGACACGGAAAUCCUUGGUUCCAGAGAUGACCUUGAAAGAGUGUUGGUAGACAGAAGAACUGACUUGCUCGCGUACUGGACUUCGGCGGAACACAACAAGCACCACGAUUUGUGGUAUGCCUUGGGCUCUGGCAGCUAUCAGGACGCGUGGGGUUCACCCGCCCUAUUCAGAGAAGCAUUUGAUGAGAAGAGCUCGUCUCAGGCCCAUGAAAAACCUACACCAGCGCAACGCAGGGCGCAGAGGAGAAGUCUACUAUGGGACGGCAUCAGCCGAACCUCGCCAGACUUGCCGACCGUCCGCUACCGGUACAUACCCCGGUGUCUAAACAGCCUCACGCUCCUUUGCUGCAUCAUCUUUGGUCUGGGAAUCGUCGUGGCCGUCUUCGUUGUUUCCUUCAUACCUCACACGAGGAUCACCAACGGUUUCCUUCCCCGUCUCUCAGCAGCACCCAUACACGGCGCGUUCUCAGCAGCAGACUUCCUUUACAGCUUCAUUCCGGCACUGCUCGGGCUCAUCUUAUUCAUGGUGUUCCAAGACCUCGAUCUGCAUAUGCGCAUUCUUCAACCCUGGGGCGAACUCAGCAACCCCCCUUCCGGAGGCGCCCUCCCAGAGGCAUCUAUCCUCGCCGACUACGCGUCCUGCUACCCAUUUCAGAGCUCGUGGCAUGCCUUACGAAAUGGUCACUGGCGCGUCGCCUAUAUCUCGCUCUUCUCCACACUCUUCGUGUUUCUGCCAAUCUUUGCGGGGGGUAUGUUCAUCGCCCUGACACCAGAGGACAAUAUCGUGCGCGUGUUUCCGCAAAUACCGCUAUUCGCUCUCACACUGGCCCUACUGGUCCUCUACUGGCUUGCAUUAGUGAUCAUUUAUCCGAGAAGGAAACAAUUUCGCCUGCCUCACAGGGUCACCUGUCUCGCUGAGAUUAUCAGCUUCGUGGCAAACGACGACCUGAUGGGCGACGAGGCUUUCCAGGGCAUGAUUAGGAACAAGACCACAUUGGUGGGCAAGCUGGGCGUGGACAGGUGUGACGAAGAGAAGCCGCGUUGGGUAUUCAGCAUCGGUGGUGCGGGCGCAAAGGACGACAGGCUUAGUGUGCGUAAGGUCCGCAAAUUUACUGAAUCGCGUGGUGCAUACGGGGGAGAGAGCGCGAGGCUGAUGAGUUCGCGAGGAACGGCGGCGCCGAGUCUAGGCACGGGCACGCUGAGCAGCAGGAGAGAGGCGAGGAGAGCGGAGAGAGAUGUCAGAGUCAGCCCGCAAUAUGUGUUCGCGGGCAACAAUUAG
This is a messenger RNA of Diaporthe amygdali, 2673 nucleotides long. RefSeq lists its product as uncharacterized. Bases 1 to 2673 code for a protein of 890 amino acids. NCBI's taxonomy places the organism in Eukaryota, Fungi, Ascomycota, Sordariomycetes, Diaporthales, Diaporthaceae. The record is from RefSeq and is a predicted model, not a curated record. The transcript is spliced from 2 exons.